Messenger RNA from Athene cunicularia (burrowing owl), 4748 nucleotides. Its product is annotated as mesothelin-like. Lineage: Eukaryota; Metazoa; Chordata; Aves; Strigiformes; Strigidae. Bases 1215 to 4598 code for a protein of 1127 amino acids. The record is from RefSeq and is a predicted model, not a curated record. Gene Ontology annotation, cellular component: cell surface. Gene Ontology annotation, biological process: cell-matrix adhesion. The transcript is spliced from 30 exons.
AUCCUUCCUGUUCUGUUUGACCUCCUGAUGCCCCGGAGAAGAGCUCUAGCUCUGGCUGCAGACAGCAGAGCCCUGCUGUGCCCCACAGUCUUUGCUGCUUUGUUGACUCUGACAUGGACCCACAGUUCAUCUAGCAGCACGUCCAGGGCUCCCCAGCAGCACACACCUAUGUGACCCUCUGUCACGGUCAGCCUCCUUGCAAUGUCAGAUUUCCAAAAGGUAAAAAACACUGAAAGCUUUGGUAUUUGAAACCUGAUGGAAGGUUCCACCUCCAUCUCAAGGACACCUCCUGGAGAAGAGGCUCCUUGCUUUGAACUAGGAGUCUAGUGAAUCUGACUACUUCCAAAUGAUGCAUUUAAAGUUUCUAUAGAUUUGGGUAGCUUAGGAUGGGUGUUGAUGAGAGUCACUUUCACGUUGAGCAUGUGAUGGAUUCUGAGUCAGACAGACUACAUCUAUGAAUCAGUGUUGCACCAGUUCCAAAAUAGCUGAUAAAUAUGUUAAGCUUGCUAAGAAGACUGGGAGUGUGGAGGGAGCUGGGGUUUGGGUACAUGGUGGUGGUGUGAGUCAACACUGGCUUUUCUCAGUGUCACCACAAACACAUGAGGUGGGCAUGAUGGGACAAGCCUAAGCCUGGGACAAAACUUGUCUUGAAAAGCAUCAGUAAAGUGACCAAAGAUUUUUCAAAUCUGAGGAUGCAAAAUUACUCUGCUGUGUCCAGAGAAAUUGAGAGAGUUACUGUGGGAACUUUAGUGACUUGGGGGAUCAGAUCCAAGGGUCAGUGAAGAAAAGUCUGAAAUGGGUGGAAUAUCCAUCCCUUGCUAGAAUUUGCAGCAGGGCUCAUUUUUAUUCUUGCAGAUUAUGCUUGCCAAGUUUUUCUUGAUGAAGUACUCACAGGCUGACAGCUUGAGGAGAACCCAAAUUCAGUCAAAAUCAGAAGACUGUCCUGAUGGCUGAUGCACAGGUCUGGGGAGAUCAUGGGAAACACCACCACAUGUGAUUCAGCUGAGGGAGCAGAGCAAAGCCGUUCCUCAGCUCCUGCAGCAUGCAGUUACUGCAUAAACAUUGAGAACGAUGCAGUUUUGAGAAACCAGGGACACGCCCUGGUUUGCUCAGUGAAAAGCAGCCCUCUACGAUCCUGCACACAGAGUGCCCAGCGACUAGCGGCUCAGAGGUGAUUCCCUGCAUGUGUGGGUGCUCUGAAGACCUUUGCAGAAAUGCCACCUUUACUCCCAGGGCUGGGCUUCCUCCUUUUGCUUGGCUGGCAGGGAGCUGCUGCAACUUCUGCUGGGACAUACCUGUGCUCCAGCUCCCCUGUCAACGAAUCUGCCAUGUGUGCUUCAGUGAAAAGUGUCAGCCAGGAGAUGCUUCUCAAGAUAGCCCGUGGCCAAGCUUCCCCCUGCAGCCUCACUUUUAGUCAAUACGCCUGCGCAAAGAGUACUUGGCUCCAGGACCUUCAGGAUGAUUUCCUCAUAUCCUUAUAUUCUUGCCUUACCCCUAAACCUGCCAGUGCUGUGGAUCCAGAAUACUCUGUUCUGUUCUUUUCCAAAUAUAAUGCCAAGAAGCUUGUAGCUGCUCUGACUAUGUUCAGCCAGCGGUUUUCUCAUGUGCCUCUUUCUCUCGAGUGGAACAUGAUCUUCAUCAAUGGCCUGUGGGAGAGGAUGCUGCAAGUACCUGACAUUGGCAGCCCACCCGUUCUGUCUCAGUGGGUCCAUGAGGGGCUUCAGCCAUUCCUGGUCGAGCCCAAGGUCUUUGCUUGCCUCCAUGCCAAAAACGUGUUGUGCGAGACAUUUUUGAUGAUAGUUUCUGCCCUGAAUGGCAUAUAUUCUGACCUUCCAGUGGGAGAACAGAGGAAUCUUUAUGCUGGGAUCAAAUAUUACCUCAUCCAGGAUGGAUCAAAGCAGAAAUGCUACAGUGCAGCUGUUCCGGGUCUGAAUUCGACUGCUUGGUUUCAAAACUAUCUUGGAUCAUUUUUGGAGCAUGCUACUGUUGGAGACCUGCAGCUUUUUGCUGAUGAACCAACGCUUCAAAAAUUUGCCAGAGAUCCAGUCAAUAUGGAAAUGAUCAGCAACCUCACCUUGCUCCGGGAGACAGCUGUGUACUAUACCUGGCUACUGACCUCUGGGCCUGGUUUCUCCUUAUCGAGUCUCCCAGACAGAUUUGUUUGCUACCUGAGGCCCUCAGCAGUGAGCAACCUGAGCAGAGAUGACGCUUUGAGCUUGGCCCAGAGGAUCAGCAAGAACUGCCCGUUGAACUCGACACACAGAGGAAUAACUAGAAAGAGAGCUCCCUCCUCCCUGACAACAGAGGAACUGCAGGUUGCAUCCUCGUUGGUGAGAAAGUUUGAGCGUUUCCCUCCUGCAAUCCUGCGUGCAUUGGGCCAGGCUGCAGUUGGUCUGUCCAUAUCUGACAUUAACAGCAUCAGUGAUAAAGACCUUGAAGCAUCAAUUCCUGCCCUGGGGGAAGUUCGUGGAUGGAGCCCUGAGCAGUCCAGUGCUAUUAUCAACAAACUGCUCAGCUCUGGCUAUCAGAUCCCAGAUGGACAGAGCCUGGCAAAGCUAGGGAGCUUGGUGGCUGGUCUCAACAGCAGCACACUUCGAAGUCUGUCUUCAGAAGUGAUCUUGGAAGCCAUUAAGUUGCCUGAGUUUGUCCAGCGAAUGGUGACCCUGCCCUCUGCUCUGAAAAUGACAUUUGUGGAAAAGAUUUCCUCCAGUGUAGGCCACCCUGGUGACCUGGUGAAAUAUAUCCCUGAUGCUCUGGCCAGUUACAUUCCAAAAUCAUUGCUUGUUUUUGGGGAAGAGAAGCCCAAUAUUCAGGAUCUCAACAGUAAAACGUGGACCAGAGAACAGGCUGCCAUGUUUUUCAGUGAUGUGAUAAAGGCAGAACCUGACUUCAGCAGGCUUUCCCAGUCAGUCCUCCAAGGCUUCACAUGUGCAGCUAAGAUGGAAGAAGACAGAUUUCAGGAGCUGGCCAAAGUCAUGACGAGGAAGAAUGUUAAGCUAGGAGAAGACCAGCUGAGUUGCUUAGUGAAGAUGGUGACGCUGCAUGGGAUUCCUGAGGAUUUAGAUAGCUAUCCUAAAGACCUGUUGCUGUUUUUAAGUCCUUCAGACUAUGCAGCGACAGGAAGCUGUAGGCAGUACUUUGCUAAUCUUGGGAAAGCAAAUCUUGACAUUCUGCAAAGAGAAUCAUCUCAGCGGAAACAGCUGCUCUUGGGAGCUUUAGCAUGUCUGAAAAUUCCUGGCACAGAAGUGAAUGAGGAAGACGCAGAGAUUCUGGGACGUCUGGUCUGUGACCUGGGUGGAGAAUACAUCAGAAAUUCUGGUGGGAAUUUGCUGAAGCGAUUAAGUCAGUGCGACUCUUUCCUGCCUGAUCAAGAAGAGGCGAUUAGGAGUGUCAUCAGCAGUGGUAACACUACAUUUGGGCCUCCUGUAACAUGGUCAGCUUUUACCUUGAAUGAGCUCAGUGGAUUGAUUCCUCUGUUUGAUCACAGCAUCUUUCAGAAGAUCCCCAAGGAUGCUUUAACUCAUUGGCUGAAAAACUUUGCACACGAUUCACCUCUGUCGAGGGAACAGCUGGCCACUGUUGUUGAAGAACUCCUGCCUACUAGGCAUAAGCGUGCUGAUGGUUGCCCGCCUGACAAGCAGGUAACAGAGAUGGUUCUUAACAAUGAAUUGAUGCCUGUUUACUACGAUCCUGAGGAGUUACGUGCUUGCCUGAAGAAUGUCUCUUUGGAGAAUCAUCUCUCUCGGAUACUGACCUACGCUUUCAGUGUUCAGCAAUUAGCUGUGUUGAAGGAGAAUCUGGAUGAGACGUAUCCUGAUGGGUAUCCUGAAAGUCUGCUCCCCAAACUGGGCCCCCUUGUUUCUGUCAUCACCCCUGAGGAUAUUUCCAAAUGGAGGAUAACUUCAGCUGACACGCUGGCUGACUUGCUAAAAAAUCAGCCCCCUGAUGAGCAGGCUUCUGCAAUAAUUAAACAAUACAUUGAUUUGGGAAAUGCCUUGAAUGCCUCUGCCCUGAAUGCGAUCGGUACGAAAUACGUGUGCCUUCUAAACGUGACUGAGUUGAACAUGAUAGACCCCAGCAGCCUAAAAUUGGCAUCUCUGAAUCCUUCAGCCUGUUCACAGCAUGCGAAGGACAUCUUAUAUGCUAAAGCAAAACGUGCUUUCUCAGACCAGCGCUAUUUACCUGCUUACUAUGAGCUUAUUGAACCAUAUCUGGGGGGAGCUCCUGGUGAGGAUCUCAAAGCUCUAAGCAAGGACAACGUGAACAUGACAGUUAAUACUUUGCAGAAUUUAAGAAGAGACUCUUUGCUGAGCCUGACACCUUCUGAGGUUCAGGGCUUGAUGGGGAUAAUAAAUCUUCAUGAUCUGAAGAAAUGGCAGCACCAGUCUCCCAUCCGGGAGUGGGUCCAAACACAGAAACAAUCAGAGCUGAAUAAACUGGGUGUUGGGCUCACUGGGGGAACACAAGAAGGCUACAUCAACAUCGUCCCACCAAAAUUUCAGUCACCGUCCUCAGCCUCUCUGGGUGCUGUGGCCAUGACACUCCACCUCCUGCCUCCUCUGCUUAUCACUUUCCUGAUGAUGUCGGUCUUGUCUUGAAAAUCUUCCCUCAAGACAAAGCAAGAUGAGGAGGAUCAGCAUCUGACCUGGACGACGAUGCCUGGGGGGGUGAGGAGGUGCUCAGUGCUAGCAGGCAACUGUUGUGUAGCCCAGGGUUCACUUUUAGGUACUUUUGUCUUUCAAAUCACU